This is a messenger RNA of Leucoraja erinaceus (little skate), 2273 nucleotides long. RefSeq lists its product as uncharacterized. The coding region runs from base 555 to 2141 and encodes 528 amino acids. Gene Ontology annotation, molecular function: calcium ion binding. Gene Ontology annotation, cellular component: cytoplasm; sperm fibrous sheath. NCBI's taxonomy places the organism in Eukaryota, Metazoa, Chordata, Chondrichthyes, Rajiformes, Rajidae. The record is from RefSeq and is a predicted model, not a curated record. The transcript has 6 exons. Gene Ontology annotation, biological process: sperm capacitation.
GUGGGUUGGGAGGUGCCUAAAAUUGGAAGAAUUCAAUGGUUAUCCCAUUAGGUUGUAAACUACCCAAGGUGUUGUUCCUCCAGUUUGCGUGUGGCCUCACUCUAGCAAUGGAGGCGGCCCAGGCCAGAAAAGUCAGUGUGGGAAUGGGAAGGGGAGUUGGGUUAGCGUAGACCUUGGCGGACUGAAUGUCGCCAUUCCAUGUUCUCCAGCAAUGCGGCCUGUCCCGCUGAGUUACUCCAGCAUUUUGUGUCUUUCUUCGCUAAAUCUGAGGUGGGCCACCCUGUUGGUCACGUGCCCCAGAGUGACGUCGACAAUCCCGCUGUUACAGCGGGCAGAAAAACGCCGGCGCCGCGCAUGCGCGACGUGGCGCUGUGAGGCAGGUGGAAGUGGCGGAGCGUCGAGCGCCGCCGGGACCCAGUCCCUUCUCCUUCUCCUCCUCCUCCUCCUCCUCAGCCCUACAUGCAUUACAUUAGGAUGGCAAUUGUGUCAACCCGUCUGCAUUAAUGCAGUUGUUUAAAUGACGACUAAGAACCACUGAACAGAUCCCUGAAAGAAUGGCCUGCAAUAAAGCUAUAAUUCCUUACGGCUUCAAGACUGUCGUGAAAACACUUGGGAAACUUGUUCUGUUAAAACAACCUGCAGAUAUACACCAAUUUGCCUCCAUCUAUUUCAAAGAAUUAAUAGAGUUCAGAGCUGUUAAUCCAUCCCUUGAUUUAAGACAACUGGUAAAUUUAUUCUAUGUAAAGAAGGUAGUGAUAACUGAAGGUCCGGAGAACAAGACGGCAUCUGAGCCAGAAUCUGCUGACCAACAUAACCAAGAUGUAUCUCUUCCAUGCAAUAUGUUUGCACCCAUCGACCAGAAAGAUUGCUCCCCUAUUAUGUGCCCCACCUUAGAAGAUAAGCCUGUUCUGCAUGAGGAUUCAAUGCAGAGGAGAUCAGUGACACAUUCAAGCAUUAAUAAAUCUAAUGCGGUGUUCACGAAGGAACUUGCUGAAAGGGCAGCAGAGGAUAAACCUUGCUUUGUAUAUCUUUACACGAGUUCCGUGAACCAGGAUAAAUCUGCGUUUGCUUACAUUUGUCCAGAUGCUUCUUUGGUUGAACAAGAUAAUAGAUUAAGGAACGUUAAGCAGGAACCAGCUCACCUUGACGUUACAGUGCCAAACGUGACCAAUAGAGGCGCCCGCUCUAACUGCAGGCAUUCGUCCAAUGAAUUCAGUAGCAUUCCAAUUUUGACUCGGAUACAACAAGCCCAAGUUUAUAAAAGCACAAACAGGCAAGUGCCUGUUCACAAGAGUGGAACGAUGACUCGCAGAUCAGAAUCUUUUCCGGAUACUUGUUUGCUUCACCGUGUGCUUUCAUCUGAUGUGGCAGUGAUCCAGAACCCAAUCCAUAUGAUUCACAAAGCAGUUCCCAUUCAUUCCGAGGCAGUUUCAGCCUACGCGGAGCAUAUUCCCAUUCUGUCCACUGACCCGUCGGCGCUGGAUAGCUCCAAACAACAUUUGCUUCCGCUGGAAGGCGAUUCGUGUGCCACAGAGGUUGCGUCGGACGAUAAGGAAUUUGGUGAGAAGAACCUGCUGCCUCAAAUUAUUGAUGCCACACCAGGAGACCACGGAGAGCAUCUGGAGAAGUGUACUUCUCAUGAAUGCCUCUCGCUUCCUGAAGGUGGAAAAAUAACAGGGGAAAUACCUGUGGGGUCACCUGAAAACGUGCAGAACACUGAGGAAACAAAUGUGAAUGAUACACAUCCACAUAGGAUGGAAUAUGUGAAAGAAACUGGAGUUGAUGAAACUGUAAAUGAAGCACAGGAUAUGGAAUCUAUAUUGACGCACUCCCAAAGUGAUAGAAAUUCCGAAAAUUAUUUUUAUCCGCCCCUGACUUACUGUCAGGCAGCAAACCCACUGGAUGUACACAUGUUGCAUUCGGAAACUCAGCAGGAGACACUUAGCAUCAUGAAUGAAGUCUUCCACAAGAUGCUGCUCCGACUGGACGAUCUAGAACUCCGAGUGCAAGACAUGGUGAAUCGUCUCGAAGACCUGACUAUCACCGUGAACGAAAUACAUUCUGCUAUGAACAUCACGGCAACAGGUGACACAUUUACUCGUAAGAGUUUUGAUCAGCAUGAGAGUUAUUUCCAAAAUUAAUUAUGAAGCAUAGUUCCAUGUUCAUAUCAGUGUCAAUCUACUUAAGUCAGAGAUCAGGAUAUGAAAAAAAGUGUGAUUUUCUGCAAUAAAAAUGGCUUUGUAAUUCAAUUAUGCUUUAUUGUCCAGUGUACA